Venturia canescens is the source of this 1037-nucleotide messenger RNA. RefSeq names its product tantalus (gene tant). NCBI's taxonomy places the organism in Eukaryota, Metazoa, Arthropoda, Insecta, Hymenoptera, Ichneumonidae. The transcript is spliced from 3 exons. The record is from RefSeq and is a predicted model, not a curated record. Bases 223 to 831 code for a protein of 202 amino acids.
CCACUAGAUAGCCAUAGUGGUUAAUAAAGGAAAAAGGCAAAAAGGGAACAAGAACCUUUCUCCAAAAGUUUUAUAUACGAUUUUCCAGAACAUCCCCAUAGAUUUUUACGUUCAACGAAACAAUGUAUUGAACAAUUAUUAAAAACGUAAAUAAAUCGAGUUAAGAUUACUUGAAACGAGGGAUUGGAAGUAUAUGCAGGACAAAAAAAUCGCUGUGUAGCGAUGGCCGAAGAAAACCCAGCGGCGGAAGUAAUAGCUGGCACGGAAGGUAAUUUACCUGAUGUUGUAGCCAGUUUAGAAAUGUUGACUGUAACUGCAAGCACUUGCAAUACUGACACUUUGUCUCCUCAAAAAAUGUUACUUCGAAGAAGAAUACGAAGACCUGAAAAUCCAGAAGUUCGAAAUAGAAGAUGUAGUUUGAGGCCAAAAAAACGGUCAGCGGCUGAGAUGGAGGAUGAAAAAGAUGUGAAGAAUUAUUAUUUAGAUAAAAGCGUAAGGAAAACUGCAAACAAUUUGGAAACGAUAUUUGAAGCACCGGACGAAGAUGUAGCUGAAGAUAUUCCAGUAAUGAUGAGUGCCAAGAGAUUCAAAAGAAUGAUACAUUUCCAGAGUGAGCCGAACAACGCCAAAAUAAAGAAAAGGCGAGCUAGAGUAAAGCGAAUAUUUGGCUCAAAAUUCCUUACCAAGCAUAGAGCGGUAUCUAUGCAAACUCUUAUCAACAAACUGAAUUUAAUAAGAUCAGAACCUACUGAAAUAGCGGAUGAUAAAAAACCACUAUCGCAAGUGUUAAAUCCUUUUGACGCCAUACGUCGAUGUAGCUUAAGACAAUAAAAUAAGUAUUUGUUUAUUAAGACUGAGUCAUAGGAUCCUUUUCGUUCUAACUUUAAUGAGUAUUUUUUUAAGGAUGUUGGGGUACAAAAAAAUAGUGUAAUAAACAGAACAUCUUUAUGCCACAAAAGGUGCGUCUUUGCUUUAGCCGAUAACUCUAAUGUAACAAAAUUUCCCUAGUAAUAAAAUAAAAUUGAAUUUAAGCUUGA